This is a messenger RNA of Elaeis guineensis (African oil palm), 2088 nucleotides long. The record is from RefSeq and is a predicted model, not a curated record. Lineage: Eukaryota; Viridiplantae; Streptophyta; Magnoliopsida; Arecales; Arecaceae.
ACCUCCGGUGAUGGCCGAAUCAAGAUAUGGGACACCGUAAAGGGUCAAUUACAGACUGAAUUCGUGGACAUAGCCUCAUCCGAUGCCUCGAACAUGCUUUCCAAGCCCAAAAGCGGCCAUCUUUCGCUUGAUUACACUUGCAUGAAGUGGGUGCAGCUGGAGAGCAAGAAGAAAAAAAAGUUUGGAAGUUCUCUGUUGGUGUUGGGGACGGGGAGUGGCGAUGUUUUAGCACUCGAUGUCUCUGCAGGUCAGUUGAGGUGGAAAGUCAGCGACUGCCAUCCUGGGGGUGUUAGUGCUGUUUCAUUUUCAAAAUAUCAUCAAUGUGUGUAUACAGCAGGUGUUGAUGGAAUGGUUUGCCAGAUUGAUACUAAAACAGGGAGUAUUAUAGGCAAAUUUAGAUCUUCUUCAAGAGCAAUAUCAUCAUUGUCUAUCUCUGCAGAUGGUAGGACAUUGGCCACUGCUGCUGCUCGGUUGAAGGUUUUCAACUGCUCAGAUAACAAGAAGAUACAAAAGCUCUCUGGACACCCGGUGGCUGUUCGAUGCAUGAUUUUCAGUGAAGAUGGAAAGUAUAUCUUAUCAUCCGGAGUUGGUGAAAGAUAUGUUGCCAUCUGGAAAGUAGGUGGUGGCAAAAAGCAGUCUGCUGGUUGUGUUCUUUCAAUGGAGCAUCCAGCCAUCUUUCUGGACAGCAAGGGCCCAGAUGUUGAGGGCACUGAUGAUGAAGGUUUAUAUGUUUUGGCCAUUUCAGAGACAGGUCUCUGUUAUUUCUGGUAUGGAACUAGCAUUGAGGACAUGCGAAAUAGUAAGCCUACCAAGAUUUCAUUGGCUAUUGAUCCUUCCCUUGGAAAAAGUAAUACGGGUUUGGCAGUAUAUGCUGCAAAAUUUCAAAGCAUAACCAAACCUGCUUCUGGGCAAGUAUUCAUUGCUCAUGGUUCCCUGGUAAAGCCAACAUUUGAGAAAGUCAUGGUGCAAUAUGGUACAGAUGUAAAUUUAGGUACCUAUCAAAGUGGGGUUCUCUUACCAAUGGACAAGUCUUCCAUCAUUCGGAAAGCUCAAGCUGCUCAAACUAAAGGGACAGUCACUGCACUAGACCGUUCAAAUGCAGAAGAUGCUGUAUUGCCACUUCCAAAGCUUUAUGGUCAAGACAAGAAAAGAAAGCAUGCUGCAACUCAUUUGGUUGCAGAUAUGAAGAAUGCAAUGGUUGAUUCCAUUAGUGAUAAGAACAAAGUUUUGCCUGCAGAUACAAGAGUUAGCCUGCAAAGAAUGAAAGAGGAUGAUGUUAUAUGUUUAGAGGAUAGGCUGAGAGCUGCAGGAAUUCUUGGUAGUAAAGCUGAUCUCAGCACAGGAAGCUAUCCCGGUGGUCCUAUUAAAACUGCUAUGGACAUGUUCAGUGCCAGCCACUUGUCAGUUGAUGCUAAUGUGCCAACAAAGAAGAUAACGGCACAUAUCUUGUCCAUGAGCUCCAGUGAUGCUUACAAAUUCCUUGAAAUCUUGGUUUCUGCAUUGAAAACAAGAUCAGCCAGUACAAAUCAUGCUAUCCCAUGGAUAUAUUGUAUUUUAGUCAACCACGGUCACUUUAUCACAUCUCAAGAGUCUUCUCUGCAACUUCUUGAUUGCUUGCAAAAGAUAACAGAGCUAAAAUGUGCAGCAAUAGAACCUUUAUUAAAGCUAUCUGGUCGUUUUCGGCUGAUCAUGACACAGAUUAACAUGGCUGGAAAAUGUACAGUUCAAGCACAGUUGGCCAAGCAUCAUGGUGAUGGAGGUGAAGAAGAAGAGGAAGAUGAUGGUGAAGAGGAAGAUAUUGAUGAAGUGAUAUAUGGGGAAGAAGAUGAAUCCCAAAGUGGUAGUGAUGAUGAUAACUAGCGAUGACCAAGGAAGGUAGCUUCUGAUGGUUCAGCUUUUGCAUUGUUUGAGAUCUAAAUUUUUCCCCCUAUGUAUUAUAAGAAUCUCUUUGGAAAUUACUAACUGAAUAUGGUUAGCCAUGGCGUCGGUCUAUCUGUAGCCAUAACAGGCCUAUGGCUAGAGCAGUUUUGUAUUUUAUUAUUUAUUUAUUUGAUAAUAGAGAAAAUAUUACCAGUAUCAUCUAAUAAA